This is a messenger RNA of Babesia bigemina, 735 nucleotides long. RefSeq lists its product as hypothetical. The coding region runs from base 1 to 735 and encodes 244 amino acids. The record is from RefSeq and is a predicted model, not a curated record. NCBI's taxonomy places the organism in Eukaryota, Apicomplexa, Aconoidasida, Piroplasmida, Babesiidae. The transcript is spliced from 5 exons.
AUGGAUAUGUCUUCCUUGGACCUCACGUGGCUGCCCUCGGAUGCCGACGAGCAGUUGGCAUUGGGGUUCAGAAUCAUAUCAAAUGCGUACAAGACCCGCGUUACAUCGCUUGAGGCGGAGAUCAGGACAGUACGCGCUGCGGUCGCCGAGAAGUCUGAGCACCUGGCGGCAUUCCAGAAGAAAUACAGCAGCCUUGAGGUACAACUGAUUGAGUGCACCCAGCGUGGAAACCAACUGGCUGAAGAGAAUCGCAACCUGGUUGCUCAGAUCAAGAAGCUGCAGCGUGAUAUUAACAGGCUGGAGACACUGAAGCGUGCCGUACUGCAUUCGAUCCAGGAGGAUGGCACUGAUGUCGAGGCCGACCACCGCUACUACAACGCAGAUGACUUGCUCCACAGCGCUGCACCCCGCACCAUGAUAGAACUCUCUGGCGCUGACACCGUCGAGUCCGCUUUCAUCAAGAGGUUCGGAGGCAAACCCGGCUUCAGUGGCACCACCAGCACCACGCCUACGACAAACAUGAACUACGAGAAGGGGACCGUAGACGGCCGGAACUUCCUCAACGUGGCACGCGCCACUCUCAAUCCAGAUGACAUGAAUGGCAUCCUGUCCAUCAUCAAGAAGUUCAACGGACAGCAGCUGUCUAAGGAAAACGCCUUGGCUAGUGCACGCCAGCUCCUGGGGGAGAACAACGCCAAGCUGUACGAAGAGUUCAAGCAGCUCUUCUGUGUCUAA